AUGGUGCGAAGCCUUUCGCAGUGGACGAAGACGCUUAGCUUUCCUUCGAGGCUAUCCCCAAAUCGCACGUCUAAGGAGAGCGUGGUCAAUGUCCAGCCGAGCUCGCCAGGGGUCUCCCCGACUCCUAGUGCAUCUUCUCUCCCGCAGGGAUCGGAGAAAACAAUUUCGCCGAUCCCCAUCACGGAAAUCAGCCAAAUCAUAUAUCCAGACCCUGAGUCGGAGAAGGCUAUAAUGGGUUCUGUUGUCUACUGCAUCCACCACAAAGAAGGAUGCCAGUGGUCAGACGAACUUCGCAAGUUAAAGGCGCACUUGAACACAUGCAAGCAUGACGCAGUGCUGUGUGCUGCGCAGUGUGGGGCUAUGAUUCCUCGGGUGCUGAUGCAGGACCAUCUCCGCUACACCUGUCCCCGUCGUCGAGCGAACUGUGAACACUGUGCCAAGGAGUUUUCUGGCAGUGCGCUUGAGGAGCACCAAGGAAAUUGUGGCCACGAGCCAGUCUACUGCGAGAACAAGUGCGGUGCCAAGGUGCAACGCCGUCACAUGCAACAACAUCUGCAACAGCACUGCAGCAAGCGGCUCGUGCCUUGCCGCCACUGCGGACAGCGGUACACUCAGGAUACAGUAGGCGCUCACGGAGCUACCUGCGCUCGCGCACCUGUACCUUGCCCGCAACGCUGCGCGGCCGCACCCGCUCGAGAUGAACUAGACGCGCAUCUGCGCGACCACUGUGCUGCCACAGCAUUGCCCUGCGCGUAUAGAGAUGCUGGUUGUCGCUUUAAGGGAACACGCCAAGCUCUAGAUCGUCACGUAGAAGAGAGUUGUCAGGCCCAUCUGGCUCUGGUAUGCGGUGUCGCUACACGCCAGGCCAGACAACUCGACGCCCUCCGCUCCGCCCUAGCCAGACUAGCCCUCAACCAGUCUGGCGCUCUGGUCUGGAGAGUCACUGACUUCGCGGCCAAAAUGGCUGAAGCCAAGUGCAAGGAGGGCGUGGAACUGGUGUCACCAGCCUUCUAUACAAGUCAAUAUGGCUAUAAGUUACAGGCGUCCCUGUUUCUGAAUGGCAACGGCGCCGGCGAGUCUACCCACAUGUCAGUCUACAUCAAAAUCCUACCUGGCGAAUACGAUGCUCUACUCCGCUGGCCCUUCGCUCAUACCGUCUCUUUCACACUCUUCGACCAAAGCUCCACGCCAGACAGAGCCUGCAAUAUCGUCGAGAGCUUCGUCCCCGAUCCUACUUGGAAGAACUUCCAGCGGCCUUCUAAGGAACCAGAUGCGCUAGGGUUCGGUUUCCCCAGAUUCGUCUCCCACGAGAUGCUCAAAAAGAGAAAUUUCGUCAAAGACGACGUACUUUUCUUAAGGGUCAAAGUCGACCCAAGCAAAAUAGUCGCCGUAUAA
Messenger RNA from Leptosia nina, 1395 nucleotides. Lineage: Eukaryota; Metazoa; Arthropoda; Insecta; Lepidoptera; Pieridae. The record is from the annotation of a GenBank genome assembly.